This is a messenger RNA of Colletotrichum spaethianum, 255 nucleotides long. RefSeq names its product putative U6 snRNA-associated Sm-like protein LSm4. Gene Ontology annotation, molecular function: RNA binding. The record is from RefSeq and is a predicted model, not a curated record. Gene Ontology annotation, biological process: mRNA splicing, via spliceosome; P-body assembly. Lineage: Eukaryota; Fungi; Ascomycota; Sordariomycetes; Glomerellales; Glomerellaceae. Gene Ontology annotation, cellular component: precatalytic spliceosome; Lsm1-7-Pat1 complex; P-body. Bases 1 to 255 code for a protein of 84 amino acids. The transcript is spliced from 2 exons.
AUGGCGGACGCCGGCGAAGAUACUACUCACGUUCAGGAGCCCCUCGACCUCGUCAAGCUCCUGCUCGAUGAGGUGGUUUUUGUCAAGCUCAGAGGCGACCGGGAACUCAAGGGCAGACUUCACGCAUACGACAGCCAUUGCAACCUGGUCCUAGGAGAGGUGGAGGAGACAAUCUACGUGGUGGAUGAGGAUGAGGAGGACGACGAAGUGAAGGUGAGAGAAGCUAGCCGCGUCCAACUCAUCACAACAACCUAA